CUAUUCUGCAUUUUUGGGUACGGGGGUGGUGGUUGCUGCUGACAGUUUGUGAGACACAACAGGUGAAAGGAUGGACACCUACAGCCAGGUGGUCGACAGGUUGCGGACGGUGUUUCGUUCAGGCGUCACGGUACCAGAGCAGUUCCGGCGAACGCAGCUGACCAAUCUCAUGUCCCUGGUCAAAGAGAACGAGGAGCAGAUUGUAAAGGCGCUGCACAAAGAUCUCGCCAAGCCAAAGUUUGAGGCCGUCCUGUCCGAGGUUCAUAUUUUGACCAAUGAGCUGCACUAUGCCCUCAAUAACCUCAGAAGCUGGAUGCAGCCGGAGUACGCCAGUAAGAACCUGGCUACAAAGCUGGAUGACUGUUUUAUACGGAGGGAACCAUUAGGAGUGGUUUUAAUCAUCGGGGCAUGGAACUACCCCCUGCAGCUGCUUCUCUUACCUUUGGUUGGAGCCAUUGCUGCAGGAAACUGUGUGGUCCUUAAGCCUUCAGAGGUCAGCGCAGCCACAGACAAUCUGAUGGCAGAGCUCAUCCCCAAAUAUCUGUCUCAGGACUGUUAUACGGUUGUAAGCGGUGGAGCAGAAGAGACUAAGGCACUGCUGCAGAAUCGCUUUGACCACAUCUUCUACACAGGUUCUCAGAAUGUGGCGCGCAGCAUCCUGCAGGCAGCCUCGGUCCACUUGACCCCUGUGACGUUGGAGCUGGGCGGCAAGUGUCCGUGCUACAUAGACAAAGGGUUGGACAUGACAUCUGCCGCCCGCCGCCUGGCAUGGGCCAAGUUCUUCAACGCCGGCCAGAGCUGCGUGGCACCGGACUACGUGCUGUGUUCAGAGGCCACCAGGGACGCCCUUCUGCCCGCUCUGCGUCAGGUCCUGGAGGAAUUCUACACCAAGGAGCCUCAGAAGUGUCCCGACGUGUCCCGCAUCGUGUCACAGAGACACUGGACUCGUCUGAUGGAACUGCUCAAGAAGUCCAGCGGGAAGAUUGUUCUGGGAGGAGAGAGCGACGAGGAGGACAAGUACAUAGCUCCCACAGUGUUGGUGGACGUGGCCGAAGACGACGCCCUAAUGAAGGAGGAGAUUUUCGGCCCCAUCCUGCCCAUCAUCGCUGUUGAGUCUGUUGAGCAAAGCAUCGAAUUCAUGAACCGCCAAGAGAAGCCACUGGCCCUCUACGUGUUCUCUAAUGAAUCCUCUGUGGUGAAAAAAGUGCUGGAAAACACCAGCAGUGGAGGAUUCUGCUCUAAUGAUGGGAUCAUCCACAUGACACUGCCAAGCUUGCCCUUUGGAGGUGUAGGUGCCAGCGGUUCGGGCAGUUAUCACGGCCACUGGGGCUUCGAGGCGUUCAGCCACAGGCGUUCGUGCAUGCUGCGAGGCUGGGCUUUAGAGAGACUGAACGGCCUGCGCUACCCACCAUACAGAGAAGACAAGCUGAGCUGGCUGCGCUGGAGCACCUCACCCAGCAGAUGCUCACUCAUGUGAAGGGAGAGACAGAGUGUGCGUGUGUGUGUGUAUAGAUGCAGGUUUUUAUACUUGUGUGCAUGAGUGUGAAUGUAGAAGCAGUAGCAUUAUUCAUUAUUUCUUUUUAAUGUUUUCAUCUUGCAGUUUAAUCUUCCUCCUGACACUGUGUUUCAUCUUGUUAUCACUGUUUAAAUCUUUUUAUCUACUGUGUAUUUUAGAAGAUAUCCUACUCUAUUUUCUCCUAACCGAGGUAAAAUUCCCACUUCUUUUUUUUCACUGGGUUUUGUGUUCACUUCUGAUCUCAUGUUCACUUUUGAUCUCAUGUUCACUUUUGAUCUCAUGUUCUCAGCCAUGAGUCAGCCUAAACUUUAACAGCGCAGGUUUAUUUUAUUAAUAAACUAUAAAUAAACUUUAUAAACUCACUUAAAUAUCUAAAAUACAAAGAUGCCAAGUACUGCUUAUUUUAAUCCUCUAUGCACUACAAACAUGUGUUGAUAAGUGUUAAAGUGUUUUUAACAACCUCAUAUGAUCCUUGUGAAUCUUUUUGUUGUCUUGAUCAAAUUAUUUUGUCGUGAUUUUUGACUUUUGGUUUUUUAACUCUUCAUAAAACACUGUAAAUAAAUGAGAAAUGAUUCUU
Scomber scombrus (Atlantic mackerel) is the source of this 2093-nucleotide messenger RNA. It is a transcript of the gene aldh3b1, whose product is annotated as aldehyde dehydrogenase 3 family, member B1. Gene Ontology annotation, molecular function: aldehyde dehydrogenase (NAD+) activity. Gene Ontology annotation, cellular component: cytoplasm. The transcript has 10 exons. Lineage: Eukaryota; Metazoa; Chordata; Actinopteri; Scombriformes; Scombridae. Bases 71 to 1477 code for a protein of 468 amino acids. The record is from RefSeq and is a predicted model, not a curated record. Gene Ontology annotation, biological process: aldehyde metabolic process.